Molecule: messenger RNA, 783 nt
Organism: Colletotrichum higginsianum IMI 349063
Lineage: Eukaryota; Fungi; Ascomycota; Sordariomycetes; Glomerellales; Glomerellaceae
Exons: 3
Coding region: 1-783 (260 amino acids)
Source: RefSeq, a predicted model, not a curated record
AUGCAUCACAGCCGCAGAAAGUCGGGCAACACGUCCAUGUCGGAAAAGACGGUCACUGCCAGCGACCCCUCCCGCUAUGGCAAGCGCCCUUCCACUCUCACCAGACGCCAAACACCCCAGAAGCUGGGCAAGAACCCCAGGGACCGCGAACGGGAACUGCAAGACUCGUGGGACGACCAACGCGAAAGUUUUCCUCAGUUCUGCAUGACUUGCGAAAAACAGUUUGUGCCUCAAGACGCCAACUUCCUGUACUGCUCAGAAGCGUGCCGUAAGCAUGAUCAACAAAGCGCAUCGUCCACUGGCAGGAGCCACAGCCAGGCGCACAUGGGCAGCUACCCCUUCUACGCCAUGGGCAACCCCGAGCCGAGAGACAUCGUGCCUCGCGCAUCGCCCUCGAGGCCCAACUCGAUGCACUUCUCUCCGCCCACGACGCCCGGUGCCACCACCACCACCACCACCGGCGGUAGUGGUCAGUACUCUUCCGCCAUCUCCGCGCUGAGGUCGCUCAGCAUUCGACCGCCGAGCCCGCCUUCCCCCACAUCAUCUCAUCCUAGCCUGUGGCCCUUCACCAAGAGCAGCACCAACAGCCCCAGCACGUCGUACAACCGCGGCAGCAACAGCUUCUUCCCGGCCACCUACGAUGGGGGCUACGCGGCCAACGGGUACGCCUACAACUACAGCUCCAGCGGCAUGGACCGCCCUCUACCUACGCGGAGGCCCACCGGGCCGGGCUACUCGAGGCCGAAAAGCAUCGAGUUGGUGACCCCGAUGGUCGGUCGUUAA